AUGGCGUCGCGUUUCUUUUACGGCAGCGGCAGUGACAGCGACAGCUCGUCUGAUGAGGAGGAGGAGGUCUACCAAUCCGGCUCCGGCAGCGAGGAAGAUUCUGACGUUGAUGACUCCGACUCCGGUUCCAGCAGCGACAGCGACAGUGAUGGCGAGGAGGGCCGCACCGGUGCCUCCAAGUUCUUGCACGAUGACUCCGAAAGCGAUGAGAGUGAGGAGGAGGAGAAGGUUACAAUCGUGAAGUCCGCUAAGGACAAGCGUCUCGAGGGCAUCGAGAGCACCAUCCGCCUGAUUGAUAACGCCCAGAAGAUCAACGACUGGGCCGUUAUUGCUACUGAGUUCGACAACCUGAACCGCCAGAUGCUGAAGGUUACUGGUCCCACCCCCAAGGUCUACAUCCAGGCCGUCGCGGAACUCGAAGACUUCACCAACGAGACUGCUUCCAAGCAGAAGGCCUCGAACAAGAAGAUGAACGCUAGCAACAGCAAGGGCUUCAACGCGGUCAAGCAGAAGAUUAAGAAGAACAACAAGGAAUACGCCACCCUGGUCGAGAAAUACCGCGCCGACAAGGAUGCCUUCAUGGCGGAUCAGAAGAUCGAGAACUUCGCUGCUGCCGCCGCUGCUGCUGCUGGUGAGGACGAUGGAUUCGCUACUGUCGGACGUGGUGGUAAGACCCUCCAGUACACCCCCGAGAGCAUCCUCAAGCACCUCCGUGUUAUCGUUGAGUCCCGCGGAAAGAAGAACACCGACCGUGCCGACCAGAUCCGCACCAUGCAGAAGCUCCUCGAGGUUGCCACUACUCCUUACCAACGCAUCCGCACCUACAUGACCCUGAUCUCCACCCGCUUCGAUCUUACUGCCACAUCCAACGCCACCUACAUGUCAAGUGAGCAAUGGCAAGCCGCAAACGAGGAAUACUCUGCUCUCCUUUCCGUGUUGGAAGAGAACCGCCAAUUCCUUGUCAGCGAAGUCGCCGAUGAGUGGGAGGAUGAUGAGAAGCAACCUACUGUUGCUGAAGGCGAGACCUUCUUCAUUCCCGGAUCCGUCGUAUCCCUUGUGGAGCACCUCGACGACAGCCUCACAAAGGGUCUCCGCGAGAUUGACCCCCACACCUCAGAGUACAUCGAGCGCCUGACAGAUGAGCAGGCACUUUACUCCUCCCUGGUUCGCUCGCAGCUUUACGUUGAGAGUCUCAAGGGUGCCGAUAAGAAUGGCCAGGACAGCAUGAACAGACUGGUUAUCAGACGGUUGGAGCACAUUUACUUCAAGCCCGCUAAUGUCAUUGCCAUUGUCGAGCAGGCCAAGGACAAGGCAGUUCCCACAAAUAUCAAGUCAGCAGUCACUGCUACCUAUAAGUCUGGGGAUAUCCAGAGCCUCGUGGCCUCUAUUUGCAACUACUUGUUCGAACACAGCGAUGGCAUUCCCCGCGCUCGCGCCAUGCUCUGCCAAAUUUACUUCCUUGCUCUGCACGACCAAUACUACAAGUCCCGUGAUUUGAUGCUCAUGUCUCAUCUGACUGAAAACAUCGCCACUUUCGACGUCAGCACCCAGAUCCUCUUCAACCGCACCCUUGUUCAGAUCGGUCUCUGUGCCUUCCGUGCUGGUCUCAUCUACGAGGCCCAGAACACCCUUGGUGAGAUCUGCGGCAGCGGCCGCCAAAAGGAGCUUCUUGCGCAGGGUAUCAUCAUGCAGCGUUACUCCACUGUCUCGCCCGAGCAGGAGCGUCUGGAACGCCAGCGCCAGCUGCCCUUCCACAUGCACAUCAACCUCGAGUUGCUUGAGUGCGUUUACCUCACCAGCAGUGCUUUGCUUGAGGUACCUCUGAUGGCCCAGACCUCCUCCACCCCCGAGCUGCGCCGCCGCAUGAUCUCCAAGACCUUCCGCCGCAUGUUGGACUACAAUGAGCGCCAGAACACCCGCGACGGUGUUAUUGCUGGUGCCAAGGCUCUUGCUGCUGGUGACUGGAAGCUCUCCGCCUCUACAUUCGCCGCGAUUAAGAUCUGGGACCUCAUGCCCCAGCCCGAGUUGAUCAAGGCCAUGCUGUCCCGCCAGACCCAAGAGGAGGGUCUGCGCACCUACCUCUUCACCUACGCCCCUUACUACGACAGCCUCUCCAUCUCUUCUCUGGCCACCAUGUUCGAACUCGAGCCCAAGAAGAUUGUCUCCAUCAUCUCCCGCAUGAUCUCGCACGAAGAGCUCGCCGCCGCUCUCGACCAGGUCAACGACGCCAUUAUCUUCCGCAAGGGCGUCGAGCUCUCCCGUCUCCAGUCCCAGAUUGUCACCCUGGCCGACAAGUCUACCAGCCUUCUCGAGUCCAACGAGAAGACCCUCGAACAGCGCACUCAGGGUAUGGCCAAUGCCUUCCAGCGCGAACACGGUCCCGGUGCCCGUGGCGGCCGCGGUGGUCGCGGUCGUGGCGGUGGUCGUGGCGGUGCUCGCAUUCCCCAGGGCGAUCGCCGACCUGGUGGCCAGCAGUUCGGUGGUGGUGCAUUGGGCGCAGCGAUUAAGGCUUAG
This is a messenger RNA of Penicillium crustosum, 2514 nucleotides long. It is a transcript of the gene nip1, whose product is annotated as translation initiation factor eIF3 core subunit c. The record is from RefSeq and is a predicted model, not a curated record. NCBI's taxonomy places the organism in Eukaryota, Fungi, Ascomycota, Eurotiomycetes, Eurotiales, Aspergillaceae. Gene Ontology annotation, biological process: translational initiation. Gene Ontology annotation, molecular function: translation initiation factor activity; RNA binding; translation initiation factor binding. Gene Ontology annotation, cellular component: eukaryotic translation initiation factor 3 complex. The coding region runs from base 1 to 2514 and encodes 837 amino acids. The transcript is spliced from 4 exons.